Molecule: messenger RNA, 555 nt
Organism: Aspergillus puulaauensis
Lineage: Eukaryota; Fungi; Ascomycota; Eurotiomycetes; Eurotiales; Aspergillaceae
Exons: 3
Coding region: 1-555 (184 amino acids)
Cellular component (GO): outer membrane
Source: RefSeq, a predicted model, not a curated record
AUGGCCAACCGCGAAUACUACGGCGAAAGCGUUCCCGCUCACUUGUCUGGCGAGGAGACCCGGAAUUUCAAUACAAUGCAGGGUCCUGAGUACAACUCUACACAGCAACCAUGGAAUAACAAUGUCAACCACUCCAACUAUGAGCAAGCCCCAAUGGACUACCAACAACAACCAUGGGCCGACCCCAACAACCCAGCCAACGUCAAUAAUGCUGAAGGUGAAAAAGGUCUAGGCUCUACGGUUGUCGGCGGUGCAGGUGGUGCAUACGUCGGGCACCAAGUUGGCAAGAAAUCCGAUCAUGGCACGCUAGGCACCAUCGGCGGUGCGGUCGCUGGAGCAGUGAUGGCCAAUAUGGCGAGUAAUGCAGUGAAGGGGAAGCAUAAUCAGGGGCAGACGCAAGGACAGGGAUGUUGCAAUAACCACGGCUGUUCCAAUUGCCAUCAACAGGGACUAGGACUAGGCGGAGGUCGAAUGGGGCUUGGGCUUGGAGGUGGCUUGAUGGGCCGUCGUGUUGGGAGGUUGGAGAGGAGAGUGGAUAGACUUCAUGGGUUUUGA